AUAACAAUGUUCCUACACCAAAGGUUCAUUCUUCAGCUUCAGGAUUGUUCCUCUUGAAGUAAAGCAGUCGAUCUUUGAAGAUCAGGUUAUAAAAAGGUAUUCGAUAAUUUUACAAAGACGUCGCCUAUGAUCAAAGACAUUGUUUAGAAGUUAUAUAACCUAGCCCGCGCCCUGUUCCGCAUCCAUACAAUUAUAAUCGCCGAAUAAAAGCACCAACCAGUUAUCCCGUUUCGUCCUACAUUAGCAAAGCCUAAGUUUACAUACAACUAUACGACGAUCGAAACUAUAACUAAUUCCACAGUGAGUAUCCCACGCCAGUCGAACGCUAUGCCUUCUAAUACGGAUAGAUUGUCCCUAAACCUAAUCUGGUGCUGUAUGCCUAGCCCGAACGAAAUGUCCAGCCCAACGACCCCAACGGACUCGACGUCCCUUCGCAACCGGUACAACGCCCAGGUAAGAGAGAACUUAGACCGCCGCCAGCGUCCGCUUCACCUCCCCGCCAGACUAGAGAGCGAACAACCCAUGCGGUCCGCCCCGGCGGGACCACAGCUCCCCCGCCCGCCCCUCCCAGCACACACGCGCCCCGGCCUGCCGCGCCAACGCUUCCCAACGACGGCCGGCGGCGCGGACCCCCGCGCUCGCUGGAGCACGUCGAGUCUGACGCCGGCCGAGCUAGCGCAGGUCUUCGGCACCAUCGCCGCGGCCCUCGAACACGUGCCGUACGCGAUCUGCGGGCUGGGCGCGCUCGCGGACCACGGGUUCGCCGCGCGGCGGGUCUCGCGCGUGAGCAUCCUGUGCUCGGCGCACGCUAAGGAUAACGUGCGCGCGUGGCUGGCGGCGAGCGGGUACGAUGCGUUUGCGGACUCGGUGGGGGUGCCGGUUAAAAGUGGCGGUGGGGGUGGUGGUGGUGGUGGUAACGGGGACGGAGACGGGGGUGGGAAGGUGUGUCGCGUGCGUAUCAAGUACCUCGACGAUGGGUUCGAGAGGCUGGAGAGGAUACGGUCGAGGGUUGGUGGCGCGUGGGUGCUGGGCUUGGCGAGUCAGUUGGAUCAUGCGGCGGCGGGGUAUGUGGAUUAUCUUCGUAGGAGGGAGAGGAUUGGAGGGGAGGGGGAGGAGGAGGGUGGGAGUGGUGGUGACGAGAAGAGGAAGGCGGAUUUGGCGCUGGAGACGAUUGCCGGAGAUGUCUUUUGGAUCUUGGAUAAGGCGGCGCGUACGAAUCAUGUUUUGGAGCCGAGAUUACUACCGACGCUACUUGGACAGGAUUUCUGGACCCCGUUUACGGAUCGCUACGUCAAUGCCAGACCGGAGAUGGCGCGCGCGGGCAUCGACGUAGCGGCUGUGCUGGCGACGCAUCGCGCGGAGCAGGCUGUCAAGGAACACGACGACAUGCUACGGUCGUACGGCGUAGACCCGCAUGCCGGGGUAGUAGACGUUGCCGAAGACGGCGUAGUAACGCAGCAGCCGCGUGGGUUCGAGGGCAUGCACACCCUACAGAACCGAGCCAGGCCCACGAGCGACGAGUCUGCCGUCCCGGAGAAGAAGAAGAAGCAGGUCAAGUUCCUAGACGGACUACGGCGCAGCUCGAGCAAGGCUAAUGGCGAGGGCUCGUCUAUCAAGGAAAGCAUUUCCCGCAGGAUCAACUUGGCGCGCAGACAUACUUCGAAGUCUACGUCGAGCGAUCGGCCAGAAGACGCGUUGGCGCCGCGGAGGCUUAGCGAGAUUUCGAGGUCGUUUUCGACGAGCGGGGCGUGAGUAGGUAAAAACACGGCGGGUUUCCUUGGUGGACUGUGUACGUGGUAGUCGGGCGGGUGAGUGACAAGAUGUACCUCUGGUGGGUGGUACCUAUGCAAGAGGUUCGGGUAUCAUACGUGCGCUCUGAGCUUUAAGUUCUCUAUUGCGUACGCCUAGGUUAGGCAGUUUCUUUGGAUAUGAAUAAUAUGAAUAAUAUGAAUAUGA
Molecule: messenger RNA, 1956 nt
Organism: Daldinia decipiens
Lineage: Eukaryota; Fungi; Ascomycota; Sordariomycetes; Xylariales; Hypoxylaceae
Exons: 1
Coding region: 328-1752 (474 amino acids)
Source: RefSeq, a predicted model, not a curated record